AAAGAUCGUCGCCGGCGCCGCGUUCUAACCUACAUUCGCCGUUCCGCAAAAGGGGUGUGUACCCUUUUCGAUUUUCUAGUCCUUGCGUGAUGUGAGUGGUUAGUGUCCAAUCCUGGGGAUUUCCCAUUAACGGUCCUUGUAUGACUCGGGUGGAAAGCCAUCUAGAUGACGCUAUCCUGUUAUGACAUGUUCUGCGUCAAUUUUGCAAAGGCAUUAUGCACUGAAGUUUACGAUAUGCAGAUCAGUGAGGCGGCAGGCGGAGCCCCUGCACCUGGGGCAGAACCUUGUCGAUUUCCGAAGCUGGAAGAAUGUGCUCAUUUCCAUUACGAAAGAGUGCAGCUGCCCCAAUUGAGUGUCACCCUUCAGACCAACAUGGACCAGUCGCUCCACUCUCAACAUACUAAUGAAGAUACCGACAUCGAAUGGUUCAUGGUCCAAGUAACAUCGGGUGACGCUUGCUGGAUUAUUCAGAGGAAUUUCGAAAACUUUAAGAUGCUUGACGAUCAACUGCAUCAGUGCAUAUUCGAUAGAAAGAUUUCUCAGCUCCAGGAUCUCUCUACUCAAUCACCGAAUGAUGAAGAUCUCGAGAAUAAACUCAUUCUCUAUUUGGAACGAUUCAGUCAAAUCGCCGAUAACUCAGUCAACUGUGGGCCAGUCUUAAACUGGCUUCAAAUGGAUAACAAAGGUCAUAGGUUGCUAGUACCGAGUGAAGAGAGCAGAUCGAUCAAUACUCCUGCCGUCGCUGCAGCCUACAGCGUCCGACGAUACGUCUCGCAGGCUCGAGAUGAAUUGAACUUAGAAGUGGGAGACAUGAUUUCCGUUAUCGACAUGGCCAGUCCUGGGGAGUCUAUGUGGUGGAGAGGUAAACGGGGUUUCCAGGUUGGAUUUUUUCCACAGCACUGUGUUCAUAUCAUCGGUGAUAAGGUGCCCCGAAAUAUGCCACUACCUCCUCCUGUUGUAGGGUCGUUAGCAUUAACCCCGAUUAAACCCGUGUUGAGGAAACACGGCAAAUUGAUCACGUUCUUUAGGAGUUUUAUUUUGAACAGGCCAUCUCGAAGAAGGCUCAAGCAAUCGGGAAUAUUGAAGGAGAGGGUAUUCGGAUGCGACCUAGGAGAACAUCUCUUGAACUCCGGCAACGAUAUUCCGAUGGUACUCAAGUGUUGUGCGGAGUUUAUUGAGACAAAUGGUAUCGUUGAUGGGAUUUACAGAUUGUCUGGAGUUACGUCUAAUAUUUCGAAGUUGAGGAAUGCAUUUGAUGAGGACAGGAUACCAAAUUUAUAUACAGAGGAUAUUUUACAGGACAUUCACUCUGUUGCUUCGCUCUUGAAGAUGUAUUUCAGAACAUUGGAGUAUCUUAUGAGACACUUGGCUCGUGUGGCAAAGCACGGAACGAACACAGGGAUGACGACAAGAAAUGUUGCUAUAGUAUGGGCUCCAAAUUUGCUAAGGUGUGAAGCUCUUGAAGUAGGAGGUGUAGCUGCGCUACAAGGUGUGGGCGUUCAGGCAGUAGUCACGGAAUUUUUGAUUUGCUAUGCUGAUCUCAUCUUUUGUGAUCAUCUACCAAGUUUAGACCAUCCUUUAGUUAUAUCUGAAAACAUGCUGAUGAAAAAAUGCCGACCAAACAGUCUAGCCAUCUCGACACCUACGAAGUUGAUAACCCUGGAAGAGGCUAGGAGCAAACAUUUGCCAAAUAAGACAGAAGAAUGCAAUUAUAUAGAAGUUGGUGGAGGACCGAAGAAUCUACCUAAGAAAUAUCAUACCAUCUUGGAAUUGCCCUCAGCGGUUGCACGAAAAAGAGCUCAUACAAAGAGGUCUCCUUUAGGAUGGGGAUUAUUCUUCUCGAAAUCCAGAAACUCUACCCAGACUAACUUGCCGAAGAACAGAAAAGCUUCCACCCCCAUUACCAUAAAUGAAAAAUCCAUUACCGAAUCUGAUUUAACUGACAUGAAACGUAAACUCCGAACUGUAAAGUCUGCUGACAGCCUAACGUCGGGCCACUCAGAGCCAGCAAGUACAGAAGACAUUUUAGGUCCUUUGCACUCACUCAUGAAACCCCCAGGUCACAAUAGGUCCGUAUCGCAUGAUUCUUACUUUGACAUGUUACAAAAUUCGCAGAACAACUCUGAAGGUUCUCUUUUGGAUUUGAGUGAAAUACAACUGAACUUCGAAUUAGAAGAAUCUGAAAUGAGAAUAUUCUCUGAGGAUGAGAGCUUGGUCAGUUCUCCAAGGAUACACAAAGAGACUCAAAAACGAAUACUCACACGAGCAAGACCUGAGGAAUAUAACAGUGCUGCAAACUCUAGUAAUCCCUCUCCGAAAAAGCAGCCUCGCGUCAUUAUGUCACCUGAAUCUCAGUCACGGAAACGAACCAGACUUGAAGAUCAACUUUCUGAUAUUCAAUACAUUGACUGCAAUACUCCUGAUAAUGUAGUGUCAACUACGGCUGUGAUUCAUUCUUUUCCCGAAAGCCCAAUUGUACAAAAAAGUAAACAGUUGUUCGAAUCAUAUCAGCCCAAAAAUAAAUCUCCAAGGAAUUCUGAUAACAUGGACAAACGACAAUCACUGAACUUGGAAGCGACUCCCAAACCAAUUAUUCCAAAAUCUCUCACUGAGAUCGACAUGGACCAGAAAUGUUUAAGGCCUACCAGUCUUGUCACAACAUCUACUCCGUGUUCACCAGAUUAUAAACAGUUAGGCGAAAGUAGUGCCAACACUACCCCAGGAGCUUCCUCUACGUAUGACAGUUCUCCCACUGAAGGUACUCACCAGCACCUUAUACAAAAUGAGGCUGAAUCUUCUCACAAAACUACUUCUCCAAAUACUCCAAACUAUGAAAAUAUCCUAACGACAAUAAAUAUCAUUUACAAGUCUCCACCACGAAGUCUAGCCACAUCACCUGUCAAAAGUCCAACGACAAAUAUCUAUGAAAACGUCAUUUUAAACCCGGAAAAGGUCACAAUACCAACUUCUACUGCUUCGCUACCAAUCCAAGAAGCUAGUCAACCGAAUUUAACUGCAAACACGAACUUUCCUGAAGCGCAGUCUGGCGAACGUCCUAAAAGCCUGAGCGCAUUAGAAGAUAUCACAUCCAACAAAGAUUCGACAAUAAAAGCUAAUCUCAGUUCCAGUGCAAUUUGCAAUACUAGCGAGCAGUUGUCACUCGGCAGCUUUAGCGAUCAAAAAACCUUUAGUUCUAAUCAGUCAUCUAGCUCUAAUAUCCAAUAUACAGCAAGUAUCAGCUCUGCGCCUUAUCAUUUCAUUGAAAAUUCGGAACAGUUGACCCCUACUGACCUGAGCCUCAGUGAAGUUGUAGAAAGCUCGACUGAAAACCUAUCUACUAGUCAUACAUCGCUCAGUUCUCCGAUAAGCCCUUCAAAAAACAGUCUCAGUCCCAAUGUGAGUCCGACACAGAUCUACGAUUGUUCCUCACAGGAACUUAUAACUCCUAUCAGCCCAACAGAUACACAAGUUACCAGCGACGGUUUGAGUACUGAGAAUCUUGGCAAACAACAUAUCAAAGCAGAAUGUUGGCCAUGUGAACAACCAGUCAAUGAAAAUCAUGCAGAUUUGAGUCCUAUAGAAAGUAUACCUGAAUCAGUGUCAAGUCCCAGUAGAUCUAUUAAUAGUGACAAAAGAAAAUCUGACGAAACUGAGUGUUUGGAUGACUCUGCCAUCUACCAGCAAGUGAAAUAUUUCAGAAGAUCGAUUCAUGAGGUCAACGCUCUACUAGACCUCGAAAACGGUUUAGCAACGUCCGAGGAGGAUAAUGACUGUACUGAGAAUGUUUAUGAAGAUAUCCUGGUUAAGAAUGGUGUAGUCAGAGUAAGAGAUGAUUCUGAAGUUACUUCAAUCCCAAAACAAGAAAUUGGUGAGGGAAGUAAUAUUCAAACUGAAAGAGAGGUGAUUGAAGAAAAUUAUGAUUCUUUAGAACCACAGAUUUCUCAUGUCUAUGAGAACAUUGAUGGUGAAAAUUUGCGUAACGGAAUGAUAUAUGAAAAUGUACAAAUUGACGAGGAAAAGACUGAUAGUCCUAUCCAAAACAGUGGAGCUUCAUGCAAAAUUGAAGUGGAAAGUAGUCCACAAACCAUAUGUGAAAUACAAUGUAAUAAAGAAGAAUCGGUAGCUAUCGAAAAACAUGAACAUGUUGUGUCUAGUGAGAAACCAGUAUUACCUAUAGAUGUAGAGAAAAUAGACUCGAGUGAAAAUGAGAAUAGUACAAAUAAAAGAAGUAGUUCUAAGUUGAAGAAAUUUUAUGAAAAAGACAGUUUGCCGCCUUGCUUAAGAGCUAGGAAUCUCAAGCAUCAAUUGAAAACCCGAUCCCUGGAUGAAGAAGAAUUUCAAAAAGAAUUAGGUAGUAAUGUAGGUCGGCACAGAAUAUCUUAUGACGAAACCUUGGGCCACAAAACGAAUUCUCUGCCAAAGACUCUGAAUCAACCGAAAUCUUUACCAGACGAUGAUGGAAGAGUGAACUCCAUCCAUCUCGCCCACAGUACAGAAAAUAUUCGAAAUAACUUGACUGAGGAAGAGGAACAGAAAAAAAGAGAACGAAUAGACAGAUAUAAAGAAGAGAGGCGACGAAUAUUACAGGAUAAAUACAGAACUGAAUCUUUUAAAGAAGAUAAGGAGGUGCUUCUCACACGUUUGAGGAUAUUCAAGCAAAAAGAGGAAACUGCUGAACUGCCAAAACCGGUUGAGUUAGAACGACCACCACGCUGUCGAAGAAGAAGUUCACGUAGUGAAGAUGGUGAAAAUCAAGAGUCUUCUUCCAAAGUAGAAGAACCUACGAAUACAAAAGCAAUAAUAAGUUCUGCUGCAAUCAAAGAUGACCCUAUUGCGACAGAAAUUUUCAAAAAGGACAUCAAACCAAUGAAGGAAAGUUUGAAGUCUCGGGCAGCAAUUUUUGAACAAAAUAGUCAGAAACCUCAACCGCCGACUACUCUCAUUAUAAACAAAAAUAGAUCUUCAUUUAGAGAUAUGACAAAACAGACUGAUUCGAAUGCCAAAAAUUUUCAAGAUACUCGUGAGAAAAUUCAUGGUAGGAUAGAUAAAAAAGAAAGUCUCGAUGACUUGAAAGACUUGGAUUUCAUAAGAAAUAAGAAGGAUAGUGAAUUUAUGAGAGAGGAAAGAAGGAGACACACUUUUGAUAGUAGAGAAAGGGAAUCGGAGGCAGAAAGGUUGAGGAGGAUCAGCUUGGAAAACAGAAGUCCAAGGUACAGAUUUUGUAUGAUACGUAAAUAUAUUACCAUUGGUUUUUCAUUAGAAAAUAUUGUAAAAGUAAUGCAACUAAACUCCAUAAAAAUAUCUAGUUUUUGUAAAUAUACCUUUUAG
Molecule: messenger RNA, 5328 nt
Organism: Leptinotarsa decemlineata (Colorado potato beetle)
Lineage: Eukaryota; Metazoa; Arthropoda; Insecta; Coleoptera; Chrysomelidae
Gene: CdGAPr
Product: GTPase-activating protein CdGAPr
Biological process (GO): small GTPase-mediated signal transduction
Molecular function (GO): phosphatidylinositol binding; GTPase activator activity; protein binding
Source: RefSeq, a predicted model, not a curated record